Messenger RNA from Lepidothrix coronata (blue-crowned manakin), 4220 nucleotides. It is a transcript of the gene PLCG1, whose product is annotated as phospholipase C gamma 1. NCBI's taxonomy places the organism in Eukaryota, Metazoa, Chordata, Aves, Passeriformes, Pipridae. The transcript has 31 exons. Bases 1 to 3651 code for a protein of 1216 amino acids. The record is from RefSeq and is a predicted model, not a curated record. Gene Ontology annotation, molecular function: phosphatidylinositol-4,5-bisphosphate phospholipase C activity; protein binding; calcium ion binding. Gene Ontology annotation, biological process: phospholipid catabolic process; positive regulation of epithelial cell migration; phosphatidylinositol-mediated signaling.
AUGGCGGCCGGGCCGGGCGGCGGCCCCGGCGCGCCCAGCGAGGCGGAGGCGGUGCAGCUCUGCCGCAGCCUGGAGGUGGGCACCGUCAUGACCCUCUUCUACUCCAAAAAGUCGCAGCGACCCGAGCGGAAAACUUUCCAGGUGAAGCUGGAGACGCGGCAGGUCACCUGGAGCCGCGGCUCCGAGAAGGUCGAGGGGGCCGUGGAUAUUCGUGAAAUCAAAGAGAUUCGUCCAGGAAAAAACUCGCGUGAUUUUGACCGGUACCAGGAGGAUCCGUGUUUCCGACCAGACCAGUCUCACUGCUUCGUGGUCCUCUAUGGCACAGAAUUCCGGCUGAAGACCCUCAGCCUCCAAGCUACUUCUGAGGAUGAGGUCAAUAUGUGGAUCAAGGGGCUGAACUGGCUGGUGGCAGACACUCUGAGGGCACCCACCCCCCUGCAGAUUGAAAGGUGGCUCCGGAAGCAGUUCUACUCGCUGGAUCGCAACCGGGAAGACAGGAUCUCUGCCAAGGAUCUGAAGAACAUGCUGUCUCAGGUCAACUAUCGGGUGCCCAACAUGAGGUUCCUGCGGGAGAGACUCACGGAUGUGGAGCAGAGGAAUGGAGACAUCACAUAUGGGCAGUUUGCACAGCUCUACCGCAGCCUGAUGUUCAGUGCCCAGAAAACGAUGGAUGUCCCAUUCCUGGAAAGGGGUGGAGAAAGGUCUGAGCACUUCAGGGUGUCACUGCUGGAGCUGCAGAAGUUCUUGCUGGAGUACCAGAGGGAGCUCUGGGCUGCAGAUACCCUUCAGGUACAAGAAUUCAUGUUCAACUUUCUGAGAGACCCUUUGAGGGAGAUUGAUGAGCCUUAUUUCACCCUGGACGAAUUUCUCACCUUCCUGUUUUCCAAAGAGAACAGCAUCUGGAACUCACAACUGGACAUGGUGUGUCUGGAGAACAUGAACAACCCCCUCUCCCAUUACUGGAUCUCCUCCUCACACAACACGUACCUGACGGGGGAUCAGUUCUCGAGCGAGUCCUCGCUGGAGGCGUACGCGCGCUGCCUGCGCAUGGGCUGCCGCUGCAUCGAGCUGGAUUGCUGGGACGGUCCCGAUGGCAUGCCCGUCAUCUACCACGGACACACCUUAACCACCAAGAUCAAGUUCUCCGACGUCUUGGUCACUAUCAAGGAGCAUGCCUUUGUCACCUCUGAAUCUGGGGGAUGUCUUGGAAGCUUCUGUGACUCACUGGAAUCAGUGUUGCUGGUGACUGUCCUUCACAAACCUGAUCACCCCUCCCUGCUUGUGCUGGAGUGGAACCCUCAUUACUUUGUGCUGACCAGCAGCAAGAUCUAUUACUCUGGGGAGACAACCAGUGACCAAGGAAAUGAGGAUGAGGAAGAGCAGAAGGAGGUGAGCAACAGCACCGAGCUUCACUCCACAGAGAAGUGGUUCCACGGGAAGCUGGGAGCGGGCCGUGACGGGCGGCACAUCGCGGAGCGGCUGCUCACCGAGUACUGCAUCGAGACGGGGGCCCCCGACGGCUCCUUCCUCGUCAGGGAGAGCGAGACCUUUGUUGGGGACUACACCCUCUCCUUCUGGCGCAACGGGAAGGUGCAGCACUGCCGGAUCCACUCACGGCAGGAUGCCGGCAGCCCCAAGUUCUUCCUGACGGACAACCUGGUGUUCGACAGCCUCUACGACCUCAUCACCCACUACCAGGGGGUGCCACUGAGGUGCAACGAGUUUGAGAUGAGGCUGACAGAGCCGGUGCCACAGACCAAUGCCCAUGAGAGCAAAGAGUGGUACCACGCCAACCUCACCCGGGCCCAGGCCGAGCACAUGCUGAUGCGGGUGCCCCGCGACGGAGCCUUCCUGGUGCGCAAGAGGAGCGAGCCCAGCUCCUACGCCAUCUCCUUCAGGGCAGAAGGGAAGAUCAAGCACUGCCGGGUGCAGCAGGAGGGCCAGACUGUGCUGCUGGGCAACUCUGAGUUUGAGAGCCUGGUGGACUUGAUCAGCUACUACGAGAAGCACCCGCUGUACCGCAAGAUGAAACUGCGGUACCCCAUCAACGAGGAGACGCUGGAGAAGAUCGGCACUGCGGAGCCGGACUACGGAGCCCUGUAUGAGGGACGCCACCCCGGGUUCUAUGUGGAAGCCAACCCCAUGCCCACCUUCAAGUGUGCAGUCAAAGCCCUGUUCGACUACAAGGCCCAGCGGGAGGACGAGCUCACCUUCACCAAAAAUGCCAUCAUCCAGAAUGUGGAGAAACAGGAAGGAGGCUGGUGGAGAGGAGAUUAUGGUGGCAAGAAGCAGCUGUGGUUCCCUUCCAACUAUGUGGAGGAAAUCACCAGUCCCAGUAGCCUGGAGCCAGAGCGGGAGCAGCUGGAUGAGAACAGCCCCCUGGGAGACCUGCUCGGAGGUGUCCUGGACGUGCCUUCGUGCCAGAUCGCCAUCCGCCCCGAGGGGAAGAACAACCGGCUCUUCGUGUUCUCCAUCAGCAUGUCCUCGGUGUCGCGCCUGUCCCUCGACGUGGCGGCCGACACGCACGAGGACCUGCUGGACUGGGUGAAGAAGAUCCGGGAGGCAGCUCAGACAGCUGAUGCACGGCUCUCUGAAGGGAAGAUGAUGGAGAGGAGGAAGAAAAUUGCCCUGGAGCUUUCUGAGCUGGUGGUCUACUGCCGACCUGUGCCCUUCGAUGAAGAGAAGAUCGGCACAGAGAGGGCCUGUUACCGAGAUAUGUCCUCCUUCCCCGAGACCAAGGCGGAAAAGUACGUCAACAAGAUCAAAGGCAAGAAGUUCCUGCAGUACAACCGCCUGCAGCUCUCCCGCAUCUACCCCAAGGGCCAGCGCCUCGACUCCUCCAACUACGACCCCCUGCCCAUGUGGAUCUGUGGCAGCCAGCUGGUAGCACUCAACUUCCAGACCCCAGACAAGCCCAUGCAGAUGAAUCAGGCCUUGUUCAUGUCCAGUGGCCAGUGUGGGUACGUCCUGCAGCCAACCAACAUGCGAGAUGACAUCUUUGACCCCUUCGACAAGGGCACGCUGCGAGGCAUCGAGCCGCUCUCCAUCUCCAUUGAGGUCCUGGGGGCUCGGCACCUUCCCAAAAAUGGAAGAGGAAUCGUUUGUCCUUUUGUGGAGGUGGAGGUGUCCGGCGCCGAGUAUGACAAUGCCAAGCAGAAAACCGAGAUUGUGGCGGACAACGGCCUGAACCCCCUCUGGACCCCGAAGCAGUUCCACUUCCAGGUCAGCAACCCUGACUUUGCCUUCCUCCGCUUUGUGGUGUACGAGGAGGACAUGUUCAGCGAUGAGAACUUCCUGGCUCAGGCCACCUUCCUGGUGAAAGGCUUGAAGACAGGUUUCCGAGCUGUUCCCCUGAAGAACAACUACAGUGAGAAUUUGGAGCUGGCUUCCCUGCUGGUCAAGAUAGACAUUUUCCCUAGCAAGGAGAAUGGUGAAAUAAACCUCUUCAAUGCUUCAGCCCUACGGGAACGAGCAGGGGAUGCCUCCAGUCAGCUGCUGUCAAGCAGAGGCAGAGAGGGGUCCUUUGAGUCGCGGUACCAGCAGCCUUUUGAGGAUUUCCGGGUGUCACAGGAGCAGCUCGCUGACCACUUCGAGAGCCGGGAGCGAAGGGUACUGCGGAGGACCCGGGUCAACGGGGACAACCGGCUGUAGCCCAUCCCGGCGGGCGAAAGCACCUCCAGUGCUUGUGAAUCUCACAGCACGCUGUGAACUGGUUUCUAUGGAAACGGCACUGCUAUGGCCUACUUUCAGGCAGCUUUUCCAGUUUCUCUGCUGAAGUGUGUUCAAGUGGAGAACUAAAAAAAAAAAAAAUAAUAUUGGAAAAAAAAACCCCACUCCAAAACCAACCCCAACCACCCCCCGACCUUCACCACCAAGCCCUUAAUGAAGCGCGUCGGUGCAGACAGGCUGCCAGCCGCUGAGGUGAGAGACCAAACUGCCUAUAAUCACAAGGAGAGACCCAAAAAACCCCCAUCCAGCCCUCUGUGUCGCUGCUCUGCCUGUAUUCCAGAGAUCCUGUGCAGCUGCCAGAGGCUCUGUGCAGCCAUCCUUUGCUGUACUGUUCCCAGCACUCCAGGCAGGGGGGGACUUUGGAGACCGAGGCAGCAAUAGCUGUGUCCUGGCAUCGGAUCUACUACCUGUAUAGCCACUGCCUAAGGGUCCAGUAGUGAAACUCUGUGUUUACGGGGCCGCUCUAGCUUUAAACGACAAUAAAAGUGUCA